Molecule: messenger RNA, 4463 nt
Organism: Coregonus clupeaformis (lake whitefish)
Lineage: Eukaryota; Metazoa; Chordata; Actinopteri; Salmoniformes; Salmonidae
Product: F-box only protein 11
Exons: 21
Coding region: 266-3016 (916 amino acids)
Biological process (GO): protein ubiquitination; regulation of apoptotic process; ubiquitin-dependent protein catabolic process
Molecular function (GO): zinc ion binding; protein binding
Source: RefSeq, a predicted model, not a curated record
GUGUGAUUGGUGGCAGACAUCCUCCAGUGUUUUCCGACUGUCCCUGUGUGAGUUAAUGGCUCCUCCUGCUAGAUACGGAGCUGGUAGCGAGCUGUACAGGGGCGAGCAGUCCGAAAAACAGUAACUACACCCCGGGUAGGUAGUUAGCGCGCUGGGUGGUUUGAGAGCGAGAGAGGCUCACCGGGUUGUAGUCGAGGCCUGGUGUUAAAGCGUGAAGCGGACGGUCGAGGAACGUUCUGUAUUUUAACAACAGACUCUCCAAAAAAUGAACUCCGUCAGAGCCACCAACCGGAGACCCAGGCGAGUCUCAAGGCCGCGCCCGGUGCAGCCCGACCGGAACGAGGGGGACGGAGCAGAUGAGGAGGCUCCAGCUGCAGCAGCGGAGGUGGCUGUGGAGGAGUCCGGGCCUGCAGCUGGGAACAACCCCUACCAGCUCCGACGCAAGUCUCUAAUGCCCAAGAGAACAGCCUCCAGUACGGCAGCCUCCUGCCCCAGCAAGACCGCUAUGGAGGGAGCAUCCACCUCGACAACAGAACCCUUCGGUCAUCGAGCCAAACGAGCCAGGGUCUCUGGCAAGAGCCACGACCUGCCAGCGGCCCCAGCAGAGCAGUACCUGCAGCAGAAGCUUCCAGAUGAGGUUGUUCUGAAGAUUUUCUCAUAUCUCCUGGAGCAAGACCUCUGUCAGACUGCCUGCGUCUGCAAACGCUUCAGCGAGCUAGCCAACGACCCUAUACUCUGGAAGCGUCUGUACAUGGAGGUGUUUGAGUACACACGUCCCAUGAUGCACCCUGAGCCAGGCAAGUUCUACCAGGUCAGCCCCGAGGAACACGACCACCCCAACCCCUGGAAGGACAGCUUCCAACAACUGUAUAAAGGAGCCCAUGUGAAGCCAGGCUUUGCUGAACAUUUCUACAGCAACCCUGGGAGGUUCAAAGGCAGGGAGAAUAUGCUGUACUAUGACACCAUAGAAGAUGCAUUAGGAGGGGUGCAAGAGGCUCAUUUUGACGGGCUGAUCUUCGUCCAUUCUGGGAUUUACACUGACGAGUGGAUCUACAUAGAGUCCCCCAUCACCAUGAUUGGUGCAGCUCCUGGUAAGGUGUCUGAUAAGGUGGUGAUUGAGAACACCAGAGACUCAACGUUUGUCUUCAUGGAGGGAUCGGAGGACGCCUACGUGGGAUACAUGACCAUCAGGUUUAACCCAGAUGAUAAGGCAGCUCAGCACCACAACGCCCACCACUGUCUGGAGAUCACUGUCAACUGUUCUCCCAACAUAGACCACUGUAUCAUCAGGUCUACCUGCACAGUGGGCUCGGCUGUGUGUGUGAGCGGCCAGGGGGCGUGUCCUACCAUCAAACACUGCAACAUCAGCGACUGUGAGAAUGUUGGACUUUACAUCACCGACCAUGCACAGGGUAUCUAUGAGGAUAAUGAGAUCAGUAAUAAUGCAUUGGCGGGAAUCUGGGUAAAAAACCACGGCAACCCCAUCAUCAGACGAAACCACAUCCACCACGGCCGAGAUGUAGGAGUCUUCACCUUCGACCACGGCAUGGGUUAUUUUGAGAGUUGCAACAUCCACAGGAAUCGUAUAGCAGGCUUUGAGGUGAAGGCGUAUGCUAACCCCACAGUGGUUCGCUGUGAGAUCCACCAUGGCCAGACGGGGGGCAUUUAUGUGCAUGAGAAAGGAAGAGGACAGUUCAUAGAAAACAAGAUCUACGCCAACAACUUCGCUGGAGUUUGGAUCACCUCCAACAGCGACCCUACAAUACGGGGCAAUGCAAUCUUUAACGGUAACCAAGGGGGCGUGUACAUAUUUGGCGAUGGCCGUGGCUUGAUCGAGGGGAACGAUAUCCAUGGCAACGCUCUGGCAGGAAUCCAAAUCAGAACCAACAGCUGCCCGAUUGUACGCCAUAACAAGAUCCACGACGGACAGCACGGCGGCAUCUACGUGCAUGAGAAAGGCCAGGGUGUGAUAGAGGAGAAUGAGGUGUACAGCAACACGCUGGCUGGAGUCUGGGUGACCACCGGCAGCACACCUGUCCUCCGCAGGAACCGCAUCCACAGCGGCAAACAGGUGGGGGUGUAUUUCUAUGACAACGGUCAUGGGGUGUUGGAAGACAACGACAUCUACAAUCACAUGUACUCCGGCGUUCAAAUACGGACGGGCAGCAACCCCAAGAUCAGACGCAACAAGAUCUGGGGAGGACAAAAUGGAGGCAUCCUGGUCUACAACUCCGGUCUGGGUUUCAUCGAGGACAAUGAGAUCUUUGACAACGCCAUGGCGGGCGUGUGGAUUAAGACAGACAGCAACCCCACGCUGCGACGCAACAAGAUCCACGACGGGAGAGAUGGCGGCAUCUGUAUCUUCAACGGAGGGAGAGGUCUCCUGGAGGAGAACGAUAUCUUCAGGAACGCCCAGGCAGGAGUUCUGAUCAGCACCAACAGCCACCCGGUGCUCCGCAAGAACCGGAUCUUUGACGGCUUCGCUGCAGGUAUCGAGAUAACCAACCACGCCACGGCGACUCUGGAGGGAAACCAGAUCUUCAACAACCGUUUUGGAGGCCUGUUCCUCGCCUCUGGGGUCAACGUCACCAUGAAAGUCAUUCUGUGCAGAUUCAUCACUCUACGUUCUAACGAGUCCUUCACAGCUUGUGUGCGUCGUAGAUGGAAACAGAAGACACAUAAUAAGAUAAUGAAUAACCAGGAUGCCAUAGAGAAAGCUGUGAGCAGAGGACAGUGUCUCUACAAGAUCUCCAGCUACACCUCCUACCCCAUGCACGACUUCUACAGGUGUCACACCUGCAAUACGACAGACCGGAACGCCAUCUGUGUGAACUGCAUCAAGAAGUGUCACCAAGGACACGACGUGGAGUUUAUACGGCAUGAUAGGUUUUUCUGUGACUGUGGAGCGGGAACUCUGUCCAACCCCUGUACUCUGGCUGGAGAGCCAACACACGACACAGACACACUUUACGACUCAGCCCCGCCCAUAGAGUCCAACACACUGCAACACAACUGAACACACACACACAUUAUAUGUACACACACUACAUAAACACACACACACACCCUAUAAUCUACAGACAUACACUACAUAACACACAUUCAUAAAGCAUACCACACUCAUAGGGAGCCAGAGAGACUGAAUACGGUGUUCUCAGCAGUGACUGGCAUAGAGGAACCCUGAGAUUCAGAGAGAGACCGAGACAGUGCUGCACUUGGGAGUCUCUUCUAGAGGGAGCGAUGGAGCUGGUCUGAAUUUGACUGGUCUGGUCUGGAUUAGCCUGGUCUACUGUGAUGAGAAACUGACUCGUUCUGAACGGCCAUAUGAGGUUCUCACCAUUGCAUCUCUGGACAGCAAAUGGCCAGGUAGAGGAUGGAGAGGGAGUGUGGAGAGGGUAGGGUGUGGGUACUCUGAUAAUGUCGGAGUGGCCAUUGAGACUUCCUUUGCCCGUGACCCUUCAACUCUGCGACUCUCCACAAUCCUGGGAAUCGGACUUCUUCCCAAGACAGUAAGAGAGGAGAUUUAGCCCCGCCCACUGAGAAAACACUUCCUGUUCAGCGGCAUCUGUUACUAGGCAGUGGAUGGCUGAUAUAUACGUAUGUACUGCUAACGGAAGAGAGGGACUUUGAUCGAGCACCUCAGCUUUUAUAAUAUGUUAUUCUGAUCAACAGAUAUUAUUUUAAUGCUUUCUCAUGUAGUUUUGUAUUUACAAGCAAAAAAUCUUACUGUAUUUGAAUGUCUUUUUAUUAUAUAUUAUAAUUAUUGUUAUUAUUAAUUUUUGUUGUUGGCCCCAGGCUUGCUGCAGUAGCUGUUAAUGUCCCAGUGGAUCUGUUCUUUCUGUGAAAGAGAAUCACGUUUAACACUAAAGACCCUCUCCAGGCUAGUAGAUCUAGGACCGGUGGAAAAUGUGUGUGUGUGCGUGCAUCUGUGUGUGUGUGUUUGGAAGGCUGUUUUGUGGGUGCAUGUGUAAGGUUGUGUUCAUAUGCAGUCAGUGUUUCUGGAGAGGGUCCGAUAAGAGGCAUCAGGCCUUUUUCAAACUGGGACAGACGAGUCGUUCUGCAGUCCCUUUCCCCAUAUUCUCUCUGCCUCCUCCCUACCUACUUCCCCCUCUCUCUUCCUUAACCUGCUCUCCCCCCUCUUUUUCUCUCUUUGUAUUCUGGUGACUGUGGCUCCUCAUGCAGCCUGGAUCGUAUGCAUGUGUACCAUAACAUCAAGGUCCCGUUCCCCUGCUCAGACGUUGCGUGCCAUGUCAUCGACUGUGCCGUCGGGAACCAGAUUGCUAUAAUGUGGUUAGUUGAUAUGUAAAAUACCUUCCCAGGCGUAAGAUCUGGUAUGCAUCAGUAACGUCUGAGCAGGGGAACACAACCCUAGACUUAAUAUAUUGUGAAGUAUUAAUACAACCAUUAUGUAGAUGCUAGUAUGAAUUCAAAAAGGGUUUAAUAAAAAUAAAAUACAGAAACUG